Messenger RNA from Haliotis rubra (blacklip abalone), 1458 nucleotides. Its product is annotated as fibronectin type 3 and ankyrin repeat domains protein 1-like. The record is from RefSeq and is a predicted model, not a curated record. Gene Ontology annotation, biological process: regulation of apoptotic process. NCBI's taxonomy places the organism in Eukaryota, Metazoa, Mollusca, Gastropoda, Lepetellida, Haliotidae. Gene Ontology annotation, molecular function: protein binding. Gene Ontology annotation, cellular component: nucleus. The transcript is spliced from 10 exons. Bases 31 to 1185 code for a protein of 384 amino acids.
AGCGGAUACAUUGUUGAAGUUGAAGAAACAAUGGAUCUUCUUUCACAAUAUGGAUGUAAUUCGGCGCGGAAACGAUCGCCAUGGCAGACUCUGGCACUAGCUUCUAAAACAGCUAGAGUGUGGAAGAGCAGGAAGACAUUUACACUUAUUGAAGUUGAUAAUUCACCCGAACCUUAUGUUCUGUCUAAGCCUGCACCUCCGGUUGUGGGGAAGGUGACGCACCACACAAUAGAGCUGUACUGGGACGAUGCAUAUGAUGCUGCUGUGCUGGCUGGGUGUGGCCAGGGAGGCAAGAUACGAACUUGUAUCCAGGAACUGGACAGACACAGUCAGUGGGGAAAUAUAUACACAGGGUAUGCCAAGAGACACUCAGUGACCGGGCUGGACGCGCAGACCACCUACACAUACCGCAUCCGCUUCCAGCAUGACGAAGACACCAGUGAAUGGAGUGCACACACAGCAGUGUCCACCACAAAGGAGCCACUGACGGGAGAACAUCUUCACCGUGCUGUUAUACGCAAAGAUCUGGCAGACAUCGAGAAGAUCCUACAGUCCGGAGAUGUGUCUGUAGACGUGCCGGACAAAUAUGGCUUCAGCGCCCUGAUGCAGGCUUCCCAGAAAGGUUUGCUGGAUAUAGUCCAGCUCUUGCUAGAGCAUGGUGCCGACAUCCAUCUAAAGACUGAUGCAGGCAAGACAUGUUUGAUGCUUGCAUGUUUUACUGGUCAACUGGAGGUGGUGAAACUGCUGCGUAAGUCAAACGCCAGGUACGAUGACUUUGACCGUGGAGGGUCGACUGCACUACACUGGGCAGCUGAUGGCGGCAACGUGAAGCUGAUAGAUUGGAUGAUACAUGAUGGAGCAGACGUCAACAUGAGGGAUCACCAUUCUGGCUGGACACCCUUACUUAGAUGUGCCUCUGUUGGAGGUAACAGGGACGUGGCUCUGUCUCUACUUAUGAAUGGUGCCGAUAUCAAUGCCAAAGACAAUGACGGCAAGACAGCCCUUAUGAUAGGCAUCAUCAAUGGCCAUCAAAAUCUGGUGGAGCUCCUUCUACAGAGAAGAGCAGAUAUUACAGUAAAAAAUGAGUAUGGGAAAACGGCAGUGGAAAUGGCACACUCCAUGGAGAGACGGAGAAUUGUGAAGACUUUGGAAGAACAUCUGGAGAAAUAUGGCGUCAAAGCUUAACAAGUUGUCAGGGCAGUAGCAGCAUCCUGUGUUGAUCCUGCAGCUGAUAUUACAACUGUAUUGAAGGCUUUGUGUAAUAUGUUAAUCAUCAAGCAGAGAGAACUAUAUUGAUGUGAAAUGUUCUAGUGUGUCAUCAUGCUUGUAAUCUGCCCCUCAAAUUUACCAUGUGUUUACCCCAGCAUAUGUUAUUUAUUGCGUUGUAGAUAUUGCAGGCUGUUUCACCAUAUGUUGGUUUAUGUGUUCUCUGAUACACUAAAGCAUCCAUAAUGCGGA